Molecule: messenger RNA, 5130 nt
Organism: Perca flavescens (yellow perch)
Lineage: Eukaryota; Metazoa; Chordata; Actinopteri; Perciformes; Percidae
Product: NLR family CARD domain-containing protein 3
Exons: 11
Coding region: 151-3210 (1019 amino acids)
Molecular function (GO): protein binding
Source: RefSeq, a predicted model, not a curated record
AGGGAGCGUGUAGACCCUGAAAGAGUUCAGUCAGUUCAGACUCCAUUUUGAGUCGACAGAACAGAGCAGGAGGAGAAAAACUGAAUGAACUGAGGCUUGCGUACAGUCAGUGUUCCUGCUUUACCUCUCAGACUGACUUCAGAUCAGAAGAUGAGUGAUGUGGAGGAAGAGGAGGACUCAGACUGUCUGUCUAUGAAGAGUAACUUUUCCAAAGACGAACCUCCAUUCUUCAGUAAUGAACCUGGACCCUCAGACACAAAACUGACUUCAGAUCAGAAGAUGAGUGAUGUGGAGGAAGAGGAGAACAGAGCAGAGUCUCUAGUAUCAGGCUGUCUGUCUAUGAAGAGUAACUUUUCCAAAGACGAACCUCCAUUCUUCAGUAAUGAACCUGGACCCUCAGACACAAAAGAGAGGAAGAUGAGUGAUGUCUCUGAGGAGGAGCAGCUGUCCAGAACUAGAGCUGGACUGCAGUCAGCCGGUCAGACCUGCACUGUACAAAUGAAUGGUGGUCAGCGUGAAUAUAAGCACCGUCUGAAGAUGACAUGUGAAUGUGUGACUGAAGGAACUGAUACAAGAAGUGAAACUCCCCUCAACAGGAUCUACAUUGGUGUCUACAUAACAGACGGAUGGAGUGAAGAAGUUAACACCCAACAUGAGGUUUGGCAGCUUGAGACAGCUUCCAAGAUGGAGACCCUCCAUAAAACUCCAAUCGAGUGCAGCGACAUCAUUAGAGUCUUACCUGAUCAACAAAAACCCAUCAGAGUCGUUCUGACUAUCGGUGUCGCUGGCGUUGGAAAAACCUUCCUAGUGCAGAAAUUCUCUCUGGACUGGGCCGAGGGUUUGAAAAACCAAGACAUCAGUCUGGUGAUCCCUCUUUCAUUCAGGGAGCUGAACUUGGUCAAAGAUGAGCAGUACAGUCUUCUGGAGCUGCUCCGUGUUUUCCAUCCAACGUUGCAGAAGGUCACAGCGGAGCAGCUCGCUGGCUCUAAACUUCUCUUCAUCUUUGAUGGCCUGGAUGAAAGCAGACUUUCACUGGAUUUCAACAACAAUGAGGUUGUUUCUGAUGUCACACAGAAGUCAUCGGUCAACGUGCUGUUGACAAACCUCAUCGCGGGGAAGCUGCUUCCCUCGGCUCUCGUCUGGAUAACUUCCCGACCUGCGGCAGCCAAUCGGAUCCCUCCUGCGUGGGUUGACAGGAUAACAGAAGUACGAGGCUUCACUGACGCCCAGAAGGAGGAGUACUUCAGGAAGAGAGUCAAGGAUAAAGAGCUGUCCAGUAGAAUCAUCUCCCACAUCAAGACCUCCAGGAGCCUCCACAUCAUGUGUCUGAUCCCAGUCUUCUGCUGGAUCACUGCUACAGUUCUGGACCACAUGUUGACUACAGACCAGAGAGGAGAGCUGCCCAAAACCCUGACUGACAUGUACGCACACUUCCUGCUGGUUCAGACAAAGAGGAAGAAGCAGAAGUAUGAUGAGGGACAUGAGAUGAGUCCACAGGAGCUGAUGGAGGCUGACAGGGAAGUUCUUCUGAAGCUGGGGAGGCUGGCGUUUGAACAGCUGGAGAAAGGAAACAUCAUGUUCUACCAAGAAGACCUGGAGCGCUGUGGUCUGGAUGUCACGGAGGCCUCGCUGUACUCAGGAGUUUGUACAGAGAUCUUAAAAAGGGAGAGUGUGAUCUUCCAGAAAACAGUCUACUGCUUUGUUCAUCUGAGCGUUCAGGAGUUUCUGGCUGCAGUCUAUUUCUACCACUGUUACACCAACAGGAACACAGAGGUACUGAAGGACUUCCUGGAGAAAGACAAGAACAGUGACUCAUUUCAGUAUCUAUCCCUGACUGAGGAUGAUGAUGAUGACACUGACUCAUCUCUGGAUGUCUUCCUGAAGAGAGCCAUGGAGAAAUCCCUUGAAAGUAAGAAUGGCCACCUGGACCUGUUUGUCCGCUUCCUUCAUGGCCUCUCUCUGGAGUCCAACCAGGGACUCUUAGGAGGCCUGCUGGGUAAGACAGACAACAGUCCAGAAAUCAUCCAGAGAGCAAUCAACAACCUGAAGGAAAUGAGCAGUUAUUAUAGUUCUCCUGACAGAAGCAUCAAUAUCUUCCUCUGUCUGACGGAGAUGAACGACCACUCAGUCCAUCAGGAGAUCCAAGUGUUCCUGAAGUCAGAGAACAGAUCAGAGAAGAAACUCUCUGAUAUCCACUGUUCAGCUCUGGCCUACAUGCUGCAGAUGUCAGAGGAGGUUCUGGAUGAGUUGGACCUGAGGAAGUACAGCACAUCAGCAGAGGGCAGACUGAGACUGAUUCCAGCUGUGAGAAACUGCAGAAAGGCUCUACUUUCUGACUGUGUACUCUCUGAGAAUCACUGUGAAGUUGUGGCCUCAGCUUUGAAGUCCAACCCCUCCCAUCUGAGAGAGCUUGACCUGAGUUUUAACAGGUACAUGAGAGAUUCAGGAGUGGAGCGUUUGCAGGCUGGAUUGAAGAGUCCACACUGUAUACUGGAGAUUCUGAGAUUGACUUACUGCGAGCUGUCUGAUAUCAGCUUUGCGUAUCUAACCUCAGCUCUGAAGGCCAACCCCUCCCAUCUGAGAGAGCUGGAGCUGACAGGAAACAGGCUGCAUGAUUCAGGAGUAAAGCAGCUGUGUCAUUUUCUGGAGAGUCCACUCUGUAGACUGGAGACUCUGAGAUUGUGGAGCUGCAGUGUGUCAGAGAUUGGCUGUGCUUCUCUGGCCUCAGCUCUGAAGUCCAACCCUUCCCAUCUGAGAGAGCUGGAGCUGAGUAACAACGAGCUGCAGGAUUCAGGAGUGAAGCUGCUGUCUGAUCUUCUGGAGAAGCCAGAAUGUAGACUGGAAGCUGUGAGAUUGAGGGGCUGUGGUCUGUCAGAUAUCAGCUGUGCUUAUCUGGCCUCAGCGCUGAACUCCAACCCCUCCCAUCUGAGAGAGCUGGAGCUGGGCUCCAACAAGCUGCAGGAUUCAGGAGUGAAGCAACUGUGUGGUUUUCUGGAGGGUCCAUCUUGUAGACUGGAGUGUCUGAGAUUGUGGGAGUGCAGUUUGUCAGAGAUCAGCUGUGCUUAUCUGGCCUCAGCGCUGAAGUCCAACCCCUCCCAUCUGAGGGAGCUGGACCUGGGCGACAACAAGUUAAAGGAUUCAGAAGUGAAGCUGCUGUCUGAUCUAAAGGAGAGUCCACACUGUAGACUGGAGACUCUGGAAUGGAAGUGAUCUCAGUGAUUUAAAAGUUGGAUGUGUUGAGACACAGUGUGGAGUCCACCAUCCUCCCUGGGUGUUCCUCUGGAUCUGACAGAGUAUCAUCAGUGUAUAUGGACUGCUCUGCUGCUGCUCUGUCCUUCACAGUCACUGCAGACACACUGAAACUCCUCCACUCCUUCUGCUCUACACUCAACCACCUCCUCCUCCUGGACCUGGGUUUCAUUUCCUCUUGAUUCAUUCAGAUAUUCUGAACUCAAAGUUUCCCUGCAGAUUAGUUCUGUAGAUUACAACAGCUGUAAAUUAACACAUUUAGAUGGAUAUUUUUGCUUUGCUUUCUGUUGCAGCUACACCCUUUGGAAUGAUGCUGUAUUGCAGUAAAUUAUCACAUAUUUCUGGAUAACAAUGGAAGUUGAUAUUGCAUAUAUGAAGUUACCUUAUUACCACCAUUACCAGCCGUUUCUUAUAUUAUAACAUAUAUACACAUACAGUAUUUGCUUGUAACAAACAGCACCUUAAUGUUUUAUAUUGUAUAUAUUUUGAUUUGAUUUAUUUAAUUGUAUCAAGAAUGCCAUAAACAUGAAAAGACAUCUAGUACAAUCGAGGAUAAUAAAGUCCAGGGGCCUCAUUUAUAAAACCUGUUACGCAAGAAAAAGUUGCGUGAAGCAGGGUGAAAUUUGUCGUCGCAACAUUCCUCGCAAUAGUCGGGAUUUAUAAAGAAUUUCCGUGCGUAAAAAUUUUCCCAGUUUUCCGCAACCUUUUGACCACACGUGUGAUCGUGCGUAAUGCUCCCAAUGUUUGUAGACUGCGUUUUAGUGAACUCCGAUGGUAUGCCCGUUUUCCGAACCUAACCCAGUUUUUGUUUUCCUGAACCCAACGAUCCCGUUCUCGCUAAACCGACCCAGAGCCGGCGAGGGGCUGCCAGCAACGGGGGAGAGGCAGGGGCUCCUCCCACACCGAGCAGCGGAGGAAAUGCGCUUUUCCUCCACUGCUCUCCCCUGCCUGUCCCUGUGAAAUGCGUUGUUUGUUUGAUCUGAUUUGAUUGAAAAUCUUGUUUCUAUUUUUUACCUUUUUAAUAAUUGAAUUUCCUUGUUUUCUCACAAAAAUCGAAAAUGAUCAUAUGAUCAUAAAUGUGAUCUCACAGGGGUUAAUGGCAAAUAUGAACCAUAAAUGAUGUAGUCCUAUGUAUCAUUGUUAAUUGAGAUAUAUCUUUUACAUUACAUUAUUAAGUUUGUGUAACAAAAAUAUGAACACUACACAAGGGUUAAGGCUUCCAAACAGGAUUUUGUUUCAAUGUCCUACCUCUGUUAGGAGCACAUCGAUCUCACAAUCACUGAAUCAUGUUUUUUUCCCCAUUUUUCCAUUUCGUGAUUGGUGAUCAAGGGCUCCUUUCAAGGCUGGAAUAUUCAUUGAUUGAUUAACAUGGACCUUAUUAGGAUAAAUAUGGGACAACCUUGGGAGGAGCGUGAGGCUUGUGCAGGACCGCAUAAGGUAACGCACGUCCAUAUUUAUAACGAGAAGAGUGCGUACCGGUGUGCGCCGCAAGGUGUUAUGAAUCAGAAUAUUGUUUUUGCGUACGAAAAUUUUCACAAUAGAAUCUACGCACAGUUUUAUAAAUGAGGCCCCAGGACUUAUUUCCAUUGUGGUCCUCAUAUAUUGUUUCAUGUGAACUGAUUAACAUGUAUGCAAAACGAUUACAAUUUCACACAGGAAAAUAAUCCUAUUUAAGUUUUUGUUGUAAAAUAAAUGAGGCUUUUACUGUAUUAGAGUUUGAUGUGACUGAACACAGACACGUGAAGUCAACCUUUGGAGCUUUUCCGCCUCAGAAAUCAAUGUUGAAGCAGCUGUUAUCUCCACUGUUCGGCUCAUUCAGAACGCAGCAGCUCGACUUGUCUUCAACCUCCCCAAGUUCUCUCACACUACUCCGCUCCUCUG